Molecule: messenger RNA, 2225 nt
Organism: Nematostella vectensis (starlet sea anemone)
Lineage: Eukaryota; Metazoa; Cnidaria; Anthozoa; Actiniaria; Edwardsiidae
Product: spastin-like
Exons: 15
Coding region: 572-1891 (439 amino acids)
Cellular component (GO): microtubule cytoskeleton
Molecular function (GO): ATP hydrolysis activity; ATP binding; microtubule severing ATPase activity
Source: RefSeq, a predicted model, not a curated record
ACAGUCGAUCUGAGUCUAGCUUUAAGAGAAUUGUUUAUGUGUAUUCAUGCUUUUUCAGCUUAUAUUUGAUACUUAUGAAUUUUAAUAUAGUAACAAAUACAAUAAACUUAAGUAAUGUAUAAUUCAAUUACCUUUUUUAAUGUAUGAAAACAGGACCUCUGGCUUAACUGCCUUUUACGAGAAGACAAUGUAUGCACAAUCCCAAAUGUAAAGAACCAGGUCUGUACACCAUAAAUCCCAAGUUUAUCUGACCUUGGUUCAAACCUGGUUCUCUUGCUUGGGAGAUGUAGCCUGUUCCAUUGAGCUAUUGCACCACGAAUAUAACAUUAUCUGUCAUACCAUUCUUCAACCUUUGGUAUUCAAGAAUGUAAUGAAUAAUAUUUAUUAUUAUUUUGAUUUUGUCUUUGCUAGCCAUGAUUUACAUAUCAAGAAGCUCCCAUGGCAAAGUCCACCCUCCAUCCACCCCUAGGUCCUCUUCAGACCACUCCCAGGGGUAGAUAGAGGGGAUUGAACUGGUGUCUACUGAGUAUAAUGUGAGGAGUGGGAUAAGGCACGCAGGCUACAAGAAAAGAUGGAAGCUAAUCUUGAGAAUACUCGGGAGAGAAUGGAUGAACUAGUUGCAUUACUAGUGUCUGCGGGCAUGAUGGAUGACCAGCCACUUCUCUCUGCUAGAAAAACGUCUUCUGAGCCAUCACAAGCAUGGGAUGUCUCCAAACCCACUGGGCCUUCUUAUAAGCAGUCAAAAUCUUACAAAAACUCAACUACAGUCACAACAAAGAGAUCACAAGCCUCACCAUCUUCCUCGUCCUCAUCUUCCUCAGUCAACAGUACAGCGGGGUCUUCAAGAACAAAGCCUGCAAAACCUGCACCAAUGGCUGCACCUCGGCGAUACAACCCACAGGCCAAUCGCCCUCCAAGAUCUGUUGCUCACAAGCGCUCGGACAAGGCCAAACAAAGCUGUGUGGAUGAACAGAAAAAGAAGAUAUCACACCUCAAGGGAAUAGACCCCAAGUUAGCAAAUAUUAUCAUGGAUGAAAUCUUAGAAAGUGGUCCAGCAGUUCAUUUUAGUGAUAUUGCUGGUGUCGACAAUGCCAAGAAAGCUCUUCAGGAGAUUGUUAUUCUACCCUCUUUAAGGCCUGAGCUUUUUACUGGGCUACGUGCACCAGCGAGAGGACUUCUACUAUUUGGCCCUCCUGGAAAUGGGAAAACCAUGCUGGCUAAAGCUGUCGCUAGCGAAGCAAAUGCAACGUUUUUUAACAUCAGUGCUUCUAUUCUCACAUCUAAAUGGGUUGGAGAAGGAGAGAAAUUAGUCCGUGCAUUAUUCGCAGUUGCAAGAGAACUGCAACCUAGUAUUAUAUUUAUUGAUGAAGUAGACUCCCUUCUGACUGAGAGAAGAGAAGGAGAGCAUGAACACAGCCGACGACUCAAGACUGAGUUCCUUGUUUCAUUUGAUGGGGUUGUUGGGGACCCAGAGGAACGUAUUCUUGUGAUGGGCGCCACUAAUAGGCCGCAGGAGCUUGAUGACGCCGCCCUACGACGUAUGGUGAAAAGAAUUCACAUCCCACUCCCAGAUAAGGAGACAAGGAAAGUACUUCUCACCAAAUUGCUGGCAAAGCACCAUAACCCACUCAGCGGAGCGGAACUAGACCGCCUUGCAAGGAUGACGGAGCAUUAUUCUGGGAGCGAUUUGACUGCCUUGGCACGUGACGCUGCUCUCGGGCCUAUCAGAGACCUGAACUCCGACCAGCUCAAAUCCAUGGCUGCCAAUGAGGUGCGUAACAUUACGUUCCAAGAUUUUGUCAACUCGCUGCAGAUUAUCCGGCCAAGCGUGGGUCCCGAAACUCUCAAAGCUUACGACGACUGGAACCGACUGUACGGCAGCAACGCGUAGCUAAACGGGGGCUUGGGCCGAGGAAACGGCCAGUCAAGUAAAGAACUCGCCAUUUUUAAAACAAGUAGGAAACUGAGUUCGAGAUUACGGCGAAAAGAAUUGUGGUAUCGCUCAGCUUGAUACAAAGUGGACGUGUUUUAGAAAAGCAACUAAAAAUAAAUCAGGUAGGAAAAUGAUUUCGUAAGCCCUUUAAUUUAGCUUAGAGCGGGGUUAAGAAGUAUUGUAAAAUAUCUUGAUAAAUACAGAUGGAUUUAAUUUUGUCCAUAUAGCAGUUGAAUUACCAAAUAACAGGUCUGCCCGAGGAAUGUAUAUCAAAAUAAAAGCCUUAAAAUAG